Diversispora eburnea is the source of this 3255-nucleotide messenger RNA. The record is from the annotation of a GenBank genome assembly. NCBI's taxonomy places the organism in Eukaryota, Fungi, Glomeromycota, Glomeromycetes, Diversisporales, Diversisporaceae.
AUGGAUCUAUUUCGUUCACAACUUGUAUAUUCCACAGUAUCGUUUGAUAAUCUUGAUUCAUUACCUCCACCAGCAUUUACUUUAUGUAGUGAUAAUAUUUCAUAUAAUUUUAAUUGCACCCUUUAUGGUAAUACUUCAUUGAGCUGUCCGGAAUUAAUAAAGUUUGUCAAUGUUAGCAAUGAUGAUACUUAUAAUGGUUGGUUUACUGGGUGUUAUAUCUUUCAUACACCUUCUUCACUUCUACUCGCAAAACCGGAGAUCUCAACGAAAAAAUGGACUGCUUUUCAAUCUGCUUUAUAUAUAAGAUAUUCUUUCUUUAAUGCAUCAACAAUUUCUAAAAUGCAAUUGAUGAUAUGGAAUUCAUUCGAUUUAUCUGAUAAUGAAUUAUCAAGUAAAACAAUAUUAAAUCCUUAUCGUUUAAAUCAAUAUGAACCAUGUAAAGAAAGAGUUUUUACAUUUCGUUAUAAAAGACAUAUAUUUUUGAAUGGUACUGAGAAAUGGGAUAUGAAUUAUCGAUCAGAACUUGGAAUAGGAUCAAAUGCUUUUGGAACUAAUAAAAGUGCUACUGGUGUAAUUCAUUUUAAACCCGCUGUAUUGUAUACAACUUAUUAUUCUUGGUUAGGUGGCCCAAGUAGAUAUAGAAUAACUGGUUUGGCACAUAUGAUCACAAGAUAUUAUCCUCAACAACAUAUUAAACUUCCUUCAUAUAAUUCAUAUAAUUCAAGGGCUUUAAAACCUAGUGCUGAAGAUAUUUUAAAAGCUUAUUUGGAUUUCCGCGAUCCUAUAUGCUAUAUAGCAUAUAUAACCACACUCAACAAGAAAGAAGAUACCUUCCCUCGUGAUUUAUCUCGCUAUAAUUUUCCAGAAGAGAAGCAAAACAUUAACCGAUACCCUCGUUAUAAUGUUCCAGAAGAGAAGCAAACCAUUAACCGACAUACUCGUCUUAAUGUUCCAGAAGAGACUCAAAACAUUAACCACACAUCUCUCUACGAAACUCAAAAACAAUUGAAAAAAACUUAUUCCAAUCCAAAUUUAAGAGACUUCCCUGAUACUAAGCCGACUGCGAAACGUGCAACUAAUAAAGAUAAGAUCGAAUUUUUGAAAGAGUUUUCUUCACAAUAUGGAUAUAACGGAAAGAUUAAUGCAAUCCGCCAGAAUGAAUAUUCUCAUAUGAAAGGAGCGGUAUAUUUGGAUCAUUCAGGUUCCACCACUUACGCAAAAUCAGUACUUACCUCAGUGUGCAACGACCUUUCGCAAAAUCUCUUUGGAAAUCCUCAUUCAGAAAAUCCAAGUUCUUCAUUGUCAAGUCACAGAGUAAGCCAAACUCGUGCACGCAUCUUAAAACAUUUUAAUGCUAGUCCUGACGACUACGAAGUCGUUUUUACCCAAAAUGCUACGGCUGCAUUAAGAUUGGUGGGAGAAACAUUUCCAUGGGUUGCGGGAAAAAGUUCAUUCAAAUAUUUAAGGGAAUCUCAUAAUAGUUUGUUGGGAAUAAGAUCGCUUGCUGAAGCUGCAGGAUUAAAUGAUAUCACUGUUAUCCUUGAAAGUGAAGUGGAAGAUCUUAUUAAUCGAAGAUAUUAUAAAUAUAUUGAGGAGGAUGAUGAUGAUGAGUUAGUCUACAAUCUAUUCGCAUACCCCGCUCAAUGCAAUUUCUCUGGUCAACGAUUUCCUCUUAAUUGGUCACAUAGACUCAAAAAAAAUGUAGACACACCAAAAUCAAAACAUUUGGUAUUAUUAGAUGCAGCAGCUUACGCCAUGACGGCAAUGUUAUCAUUAGCCAAUAAAGAAACUUCUCCUGAUUUUGUGGCCAUAAGUUUUUAUAAGAUUUUUGGAUUUCCUACAGGUUUAGGUGCUUUAUUGGUCAAAAAAGAACUACUUCCAAUUUUAAAAAAAAAAUAUUUUGGCGGUGGAACUGUACGAGCGGUUGCCUAUGAUCGUCCAUGGCAAAGAUUCCAUCCAACUGUCAGCGAACGUUUCGAAGAUGGCACCAUAAACUUUUUAGAUAUCAUUGCUUUAAACCAUGCAUUCGCUGCACAUGAACAAAUCUAUUUCAACUUUAGUUUAAUAAAGCCACAUGUUACCUCCUUAAUAGUUUUUCUCUCUCGCCGUAUGCAAUCAUUUGUGCAUUGGAAUGGAAUUCCUGUUUGCGAAAUUUAUACCGAACGUGAAUUUACUGACAAUACACGACAAGGACCAGUAAUAAAUUUCAAUGUAAGAAGGGCAGAUGGUAGUUGGGUAGGAACCGCUGAAGUGGAAAGAAUGGCUAGUGCUAAUGGAAUCCAUAUACGAGUAGGAGGGCAUUGUAAUCCUGGUUGUAUUGCGAAGUGGGUUGAUAUUACUGUGGAUGACGUUAUGGAUACCUAUGCGAAAUAUGGGAUGGUGUGCGGAAAUGGAGUUGAUUAUAUUAAAGAUAAACCUGCUGGAGGAGUUCGACUUUCUCUUGGACCAAUGUCAACAAUCGAUGAUGUACUUGCCUGGCUUCAUUUCUUCAAAAAUUACUAUGUUGAUUCGACUGUACCAGAAGAUGUUACAAAACAAAACGUUCAUCAACAAUUAUCUCCGUUAUCAAAAAGACCAAGUUUACGAAAUUCUGUUUCUAUGCAACAAUUAGCUCCGAAAUUAUCCCAAAAAACUAACGUUCCACAAAUUGUUUCUGAUGGUUCUGAUGAUUCGCGAACUUCGACUGAAAUGCCAAAAAAUUUAACACGAAAAGCUUCAAAAAACUCACUAAGGAUAAACACGAACAAAUAUCCAACGCAACGAAUUUAUCGUUCACCUGAAUUAAUAAAAAGGUCAACUUUGUCAUCAGCGUGUUUACCUGAAGAAGUUGAAUUAUUGACUAAACAAGGAUUUUUGGCUAAUACCAUCACAGAAAACUAUCAAAUGCUCUUUGAGGCUUAUGAUUUUUACAUUAUUUUUCAAGAACCAUUAUCAGCUCCGAUAUUUUCAACUUUUGGUAGUGGAACUGAUUCACAGAUGCAAAAAGAAAAACAAGGAAACAAUACGGAAAGAGGAGAUAUUGAAGCUCAACAACCAUUUUUUAGUCAUAGAUAUUUCUUGGACGAAGAAAAUGACCCUACUUAUGUGUGUUGGUUUACAUUAUUUUGUUUUGCUAUUAUAGCCAUUGUUAUCGUUGCUAUUUCAAUUGUAUUUGCUGUUGACAAUAAUACAAAUAGUGAUAAUUAUUUGGAACAUAAAAGUUGUCCUCCAUCUGAUAGCUUUCCAUGUGAAGAAGCAUAUCUGUAUGAAAUUUGA